This is a messenger RNA of Acanthosepion pharaonis, 1182 nucleotides long. The record is from the annotation of a GenBank genome assembly. Lineage: Eukaryota; Metazoa; Mollusca; Cephalopoda; Sepiida; Sepiidae.
AUGGCGGUUGCAGAGGGCCUGCGGGGUCCGCCCCCUCUGCUAAUCCUAACAGGCUUAACGUUAUUUGUCACGAUAUUGUUAGGUACAUGUUCAGCGCAAGUGAAAGUAUUAACGCCGCCUUAUUUUAAUUUGGCAUCUGGAAAGAAAAUCCAGGCGACGGCUACGUGUGGUGUGAAUGUGUCUACCCCUGAACAAUUCUGUCGGUUAACCGGGGUAGCUGGCGAAGUUAAGGAAAGCGACCUCAGAAUCACGAUCAACUCCGGACAAUUGUGUGAAGAAUGCGACCCCAGCGAAGAAGAAUUGUCGCAUCCAGCAGAAUUUGCGAUCGAUGGCACGGAAAGAUGGUGGCAGAGCCCACCCCUUUCUCGUGGAAUGGAAUACAAUGCUGUCAAUUUGUCGAUCGAUUUGGAACAGUCUGUUCAUAUCUAUCUAUCUAUCUAUCUCAGUCUGUUCAUAUCUAUCUAUCUAUCUCAGUCUGUUCAUAUCUAUCUAUCUAUCUAUCUAUCUAUCUAUCUAUCUAUCUAUCUAUCUAUCUCAGUCUGUUCAUAUCUAUCUAUCUAUCUAUGUAUCUAUCUCAGUCUGUUCAUAUCUAUCUAUCUAUCUAUCUAUGUAUCUAUCUCAGUCUGUUCAUAUCUAUCUAUCUAUCUAUCUAUCUAUCUAUCUAUCUAUCCAUCUAUCUAUCAGUCUGUUCAUAUCAUCUAUCUAUCUAUCUAUCUAUCUAUCUAUCUAUCUAUCUAUCUAUAUCAGUCUGUUCAUAUCUAUCUAUCUAUCUAUCUAUCUAUCUAUCUAUCUAUCUAUCUAUCUAUCUCAGUCUGUUCAUAUCAUCUAUCUAUUCCAUCUAUCUAUCUAUCUAUCUCAGUCUGUUCACAUCCAUCUAUCUAUCUAUCUAUCUCAGUCUGUUCAUAUCUAUCUAUCUAUCUAUCUAUCUAUCUAUCUAUCUAUCUAUCUAUCUAUCUAUCUAUCUCAGUCUGUUCAUAUCUAUCUAUCUAUCUAUCUAUCUAUCUAUCUAUCUAUCUAUCUAUCUAUCUAUCCAUCUCAGUCUGUUUCUAUCUAUCUAUCUCAGUCUGUUCAUAUCUAUCUAUCUAUCUAUCUAUCUAUCUAUCUAUCUAUCUAUCUAUCUAUCUAUCUAUCUAUCUAUCUAUCUCAGUCUGUUCGUAUCUAUCUCUACUUUAUUUUUUAUAA